Staurois parvus is the source of this 264-nucleotide messenger RNA. Lineage: Eukaryota; Metazoa; Chordata; Amphibia; Anura; Ranidae. The record is from the annotation of a GenBank genome assembly.
UGCCACCCUCUAACAGUAAGCUGGGUACAGGGGCAGACUCACCAUUUGGAAACUUGGGCACUGCCCGAGGGCCCGGGGUCAGUAGGGGGCCCCAUGAGAUGCCCCUGGUACCUUUUUCAUAGGCUUUUUUUACUUUGGGCAAGGACACAGGGGCCCCAUGAUCCCCUGUUGCCCGGCCCAGGGUCAGUAGGGGGCCCCAUGAGAUGCCCCUGGUACCUUUUUCAUAAGGCUUUUUUGAGUUUAUGCAAGGACACAGGGGCCCCA